Triplophysa dalaica is the source of this 3505-nucleotide messenger RNA. RefSeq lists its product as uncharacterized. The record is from RefSeq and is a predicted model, not a curated record. Bases 154 to 3225 code for a protein of 1023 amino acids. NCBI's taxonomy places the organism in Eukaryota, Metazoa, Chordata, Actinopteri, Cypriniformes, Nemacheilidae. The transcript is spliced from 9 exons.
CCGUGAUCACGUGAUUCCCGCCGCAUCUGACGGAGAGCAGACUGAAGGAGAGCUUCUCAUUCCUCACCAGAUCUGAAGAUUAUCUGAUAGAGUUUACAUCGCAGACAGCAGAAACGCAAUCUUUAAUGGGACUAGCCUGUGUAACGUCUGAAUAUGAUGCGCUUUAUCGUGGACUGUCUGCGGCCGGCGAGAACGCGCGCUGCAGCAGCGCAGAGGGACUCCUUGGAGCUCCAGGCUCAGGUGAAGGACUCUUCUGACAACAUUGAAAUCAAGGAGCUGAAGGAUGCAGUGCAGACGGAGGAGGAAACCCUUCAGAGGGUCAAGACUUUGUGCUGUGAGACACAAGAGGAUGUGGAGAGGCUGGAGGAGAAGAAGACACAACUGAGUGAUCAGCUGAAGAUUAUGGAGAAUCUUGAGAAGCAAGAAAGAAAAGUGUUGCAGUCAUUGCAGGAGGAGCAGCAGGAGUUGGAACAGACGAUACAGCAGUAUGACGUGAAGCUGCGAGCAGUGAGUGAAAGUGUCCUGCAGCUCCAGAUGGAAGUGGACUGUGCCAAAGCACAUUCAGAAAACAUUCAUGAGCGCAUCGCUCCACUGCAGGACUCAUUUGACGAGAUCUUACAGGUUAAAAUGAAGCUUGACGAGUUGGUUGCUGGCUUCAUGACAGAUGAACGUUCAGUGACAGAGAUACCAGAGGAAGCGACGUGUGAAAACGUGGAGAACGACUUUGAUCGUGUUCACCAAGAAGAGAUCAGGUCCGAGCAGGAAAUAGAGGAAGUGAAACUGGAGAGAUCUGUAGAUACACAAUGUUCAGCUGACAACUUGAAAAGCAGCGGCUCGUCGUCUUUUACAGAGAUCACAUUGACUGAAGUCAAGGAGGAAGAUGUGAUGUUCAGAUCAGCCACUUCACAGUUGGAAUCUUUUGAUAUGGAGGAGGAAGAUUUUGAGAUGGUUCAGCACAGCCAGACGACAAACAGACAGUUUGAUUUCUUUCGUCCAAAUCCCUUCACUGAUGGGGAUGUUUUUGGAGAUGACCAUUUUCAAAAGUCUGAUGUGACAGAACAUUUACCAAGGGACCCAUUUAAAGGCACAGAUCCUUUUGCCUCCGACACGCUCUUUGUUGACAUGCCAGAGGUAAAGUGCUGUCAGGAUAGCUUCAUCACUGCAGAACAGAGUCUUCCCGAAACUGUGCACUGCCCUCUCCAGUCCGUUGGUAAAGACAGAGACUAUGGUACCUUCAACACUCCUAUCAACCUACCACUAGAUGCUCAGUCCCGAUGUUCCCCUGAAAGGCUUGUUCGCCAUGUGUCCGUGCCCACUGAAAGUAAAAGUCUGAGGUCUCGCAGUAAUACCUGUCCUGAGGUUGAAACAAACACAAGCCCGGGUCAAACUCAUGAUGCAGUGCAAGCAAAUCCGUCAGUUGAAACUGUUAGCACAGCGCAUGAUAAAGAGCGUGUCUACAGUCACAGUUCUUCAGAGUUUGAUUCCUUUGAGGCUGACUACAGUACAUUUGCUGCAGUUGAAGAGGAGGAGGACAGGAUCCAGUCGGGAUCUCUGUGUGGUCUGCAGAAGAUCAUCGCAGGCUCCUAUACUGACUUUCCUCUUAGUCCAUGUGACCCUGAUCCACAUCCAGACACAAGAGACACUGACAAGACUUUUGGAUGUCCGUGUAUGAUCACUGUUGAAAAAAGUGCUGAUUGCUGUCAUUCUGAACUUGAAAAUGGUGAGAAGGAUCUUAAUAAUCCAGAUGGCUCAUGUGAAGUAUCACAUGGUAUAAAGAGUGAAACCUCUGACCAUUGCUCUGCUUUAGAUGCAUAUGACUACAAAUAUGGAGAUAUGUUCUUUUUCACAGUCCGAUUAGACCCUGGUAGCCCUGAGUUACAUAAUCCCAAUCCAGUUUGUCCAGAGGACAAGGAUGAAAAGAAAUGUGCGAAUCAGAUGAUUUGGAAUGAAAAUUCUUUGAGCCCUGAAUUCAAUGACACAGAUCAAUUUAAAUGUUGUGCCACUGAGCCUGAAAACACCAACCAAGUAGAGACGGAGAUUGCGACUGACAGUCUUUGUGCUAAUGACAGUGAACCAUGUGGGAGUUUACAUAUUCUUACGCUUGAGGAUCCAAAUGCUUGCGAAAGCUUGAUUCAUUCAGAGGCUAAUGAUCCAAAUCCAGCGAUACACAUUCUUGAUUCAUCGGUCGAGGAUACGGAAUGUGGUUCACCUUUAAAAUCUACACUUCAAGACCUCUUUGCAUCUGCUGACCAGCUUUGUGCUCGUGAGAACCUUGAGUCCAGUCAUUCAGCACAGCUUGACUCCCAUUGCUGUGAAAGGUUGACCGUCAGCAAAUCUGAGCUCCACUAUUUUGACCCAUUUAGUCCCAUAUCCACUGAGUCAGCUGACUGUGAAUCUGAAUUUGAAGAAAUGAACGCCAUAAACUGUCAUGAUGCUUCGAGACUUGAUUCUGGGUUCCAUGAGGUCGAUACGCCCACAGCUGUUCAUCAAGACCCUGUUGACACACGCAGAUAUAGUUUUGCUCUUCAAGACCCAUGUUUGGAAACAAGCAAAGAGAGCAACUGUGAAUUCCACAAUGCUGAUCCGUUUAGUCCAAAAUCUAUUGACACAGGAAUAUUUGACUCUGAAAUUGAAAACUACGAGUCAGAUUAUGUGAUGAGUUACUGUCAAUCCUUCAGUCCUCAGCAAGAUUACAUAGAUUUGAGCCAUUCUGAUGAGAAGGCGAUGACUUUCUUCAAUAUUGUAUCCUGUGAGGUGCUGAGUGAUGAUCACAGUGGCUCCGAACCUGAUGAUUACUCCUUCGGUCCUCUUCCACAUAACAGAGGAAGCAGUAAUGAUGAAAGUAAUGAAAGAAAUGUAAGGCCUGAAUUAAGCAGAGACAAAUCUCCAUCUUGUGGAGAAACCAAACCUAUCUUAAUGGCAUCAAACGCUUAUUCAAAGUCUGUGUGGAAAACCUCUGAAGCCAACCCUGAGAUGUGUAUUGCAACCGCUGUCGACUUCUCUGUAUCCAAACCAGCUGAAGAUGUUAAAAAUCACACUGUCAAUGUUUCCAAAAUGUCUGACCUUGCUGAUAUUGACUAUUUUUGUUCUGAGCUCAGUAAAAUGGUGUCCUCAGGUUCCUCUGAUUCUGUACAGCAAAGUGUAACAGAAAUGUUAUUUGGCUCUGAUCCAAACACUUCAAGCUUUUACCCCUGGGAUUUUGAAAAGCAGCAGCAAAGUUCUUAGUUUUUCACAUGUGCUGUCUGUUGGCUACAUUAACAUCAGGAUUCUCCAUUAUUGUAUGAAGUCACUCGAAGACGCAUGAAGUGUUUCGGUGUAAAACCGUCCCGUGUCAAUUGGACUUUAGAUCUCAGAAUAAUUUACGGUGGUGUUCCCUUCAUCUUAUUUUUACUAAAUGUGUACAUCUUAUUUUUACUUUCCGGUAUUAUAAAUGUGUGUUGUAGCCAAAUACUCACUGCUGAUAUGUAGCAAAAUAAAUAAAUAUAUAACAUUUCAAUUCCUCUGA